Messenger RNA from Pedinophyceae sp. YPF-701, 1839 nucleotides. The record is from the annotation of a GenBank genome assembly. NCBI's taxonomy places the organism in Eukaryota, Viridiplantae, Chlorophyta, Pedinophyceae.
AUGCCGCAGGCCCCGCGCAUCGCCCUCGGCCUCCUGUGCGCGGCGGUCUGCGUGGCCUGCAACCUCUCCGCGCCGGUCCUUACUGGCAUCCUCUUCGAGUCGCUGAGUCAGGGCGGCGGGCCCGAGGGCUACCGCCGGGCGCUCGCCAUGCUCGUGGGCGUGUACACCGUCGAGCCGAUCCUCACGCAGGUCUACAUCCGCACCAUGGUCGCGGCCGGCGAGAACGCCAUCGCCACGCUGCGCCGCAAACUCUUCCGCGCGGUCCUGCACCAGGAGGUGGCGUUCUUCGACCUCGGGUCGUCCUCGGAGCUCACGGGCCUCCUCUCGACGCAGCUCGGGACCGUGCGCGACGUGAUCGUCGGAAACGUGUCGCGCGACCGCGGCAUUCGCGCGCUCCUGGAGACGAUCGGGUCCUGCGCGGUGCUCGUGUGGCUGUCCGCGAAGCUCGCGCCCGUGCAGAGCGCCGCGGUGCUGUCGCUCUCCGUCUUCGCCGCGCUCUACUCCCGCUGGACGAAGGCUCUCUUUGCCAAGGACGCCCUGGCAGUGCGCCGCAUGAACGACGUCGCGGGGGAGGCGUUCGACAACAUCAAGACGGUCCGGUCGUUCGCGGGGGAGUCCCAGGAGGAGAAGCGCUUCGGGGACCUCGUGGACUCCUCCCUUGAGUCAGGCCUCGGCAUCGGGCGCGCCAAGUCCUUCCUGGAGGCUCUCAACCGCACCGCGAUUCACGCGUCCCUCAUCCUGCUCUUCGGCUACGGCGGCUUCCUCGUCGCGGACGGCCAGAUCUCCCUCCGCGUCCUCCUGUCCGGGAUCGGCUUCACGUUUUCACUGGUGUUUGCCACGCAAGGCUUGGUGAACACGCUCGCCGACGCGCGGCGCGCGGUGUCCGCGAUCGCGUCGAUCCACAAGACGCUCGAGAACGCCGACCCGGAGGCGGCGCGGCAGGGCGAGGACUACGCGCCCGACUUCGACGCGGGCGUGCCUGCGAUUGUCGCCAAGCCCAGCGGCGGGGUCGAGGCGGUGCCGUCGGCGACGGCGCGGGAGGAGGACCGCACGUCGGCGCGCGAGCUCGCGACGAGCAGCGACCUCGUGCUGUCCGGGGUGUCGUUCGCGUACCCGGCGCGACCGUCGGUGCGGGUGCUGAAGCACAUCGAUCUGCGGCUGAGGGCCGGGACGGUGACGGCGCUGGUCGGGCGGAGCGGGAGCGGGAAGAGCACGGUGGCGUCGAUGAUUGCGCGGUUCUACGAGCCCACGUCGGGCGAGGUGACCCUGGGGGGGGUGUCUGCCGGACAGUUCCCCCGGGAGGACUGGGCGAACGCCGUGUCGCUCGUGUCACAGGAGCCCGUGCUCUUUUCCGGCACCGUGCGCGAGAACAUCGCGUACGGCGGCGGCAGAGACGGCCAGGGCGGCGCCGCGGCGUCGGACGAGGACGUCGAGGCUGCGGCGUGGGCCGCCAACGCCGCGGAGUUCAUCUCUGAGCUGCCCGACGGGUUCGACACGCAGGUCGGGCCGCGGGGCGCGCAGCUGAGCGGCGGACAGCGGCAGCGGAUAGCGAUUGCGCGAGCGCUGGUGAAGGAUGCCCCGAUCCUGGUGCUGGACGAGGCGACGUCGGCACUUGACUCAGUUUCGGAGCGGCUGGUGCAGGAGGCGUUGGAGCGGCUGAUGGCGGGACGGACGGUGGUGGUGAUUGCGCACCGGCUGUCGACGGUGCAGCGGGCGGACUCGAUCGCGGUGAUGAGCGGCGGGCGGGUGAUUGAGCAGGGGACGCACGCGGAGCUGAUUGCGCAGCGCGGGGCGUACGCGGACCUGGUGGACACGCAGCGGCUGGCGUUCAACGACUAG